AUGACUGAUUACAAGAAGGGUGGCCGGUAUGGUAAGGGUUUAUUUAUUAAGAGUGAAGAAUGUACUAAUGAUCAUUUAAAUACCUUUAACCAAGAAGCUGUUUAUGAUGCUGAAGAGGCAGAGGAGUAUGUGCAAGGGGAUGAUGGCCCUUUGUUAGUCACAAGAAGGGCAUGUUUCACACCUUGCAAAUCUGAAGGUGAGGAUUGGCUCCGAAGCAAUAUCUUUCAAACUACAUAUACUAUGGGGGGCAAGGUAUGUAGACUUGUUAUUGAUUCUGGAAGCUGUGAGAAUGUAAUAUCAGAGGAGGUUGUUCAAAAAUUGGGAUUAGCAACAGAGAAGCACCCUAACUCUUACAAACUAUCUUGGCUUAAAAAGGGCAAUGAGGUAACUGUAUCUAAACGUUGCUUGGUUUCUUUUUCUAUUGGGUUGAAAUAUAAGGAUAAUUCAUGGUGUGAUGUGGUAGUUAUGGAUGCAUGUCAUCUUCUCCUCGGUAGACCAUGGCAAUAUGAUAGAGAGGUUCAACAUGAUGGUAGGAAGAAUACAUAUAGUUUCAUGUUUGGUAGCACAAAAAUUGUGUUGUUGCCUUGUAAGGAGGUUGAACCUAAGCCAACUUCAGGAGGGGGUAAGAAUCUCUUAGCUAAAAGGGCAUUUGUUGAAGAGAUGUUUGAUUCAGGGUUGGUGAUUGUAUUGUUGGGAAAGGAGAGCUCAAAGGGUAGUGUAGUACCAGAGGCUGUAAAAUCUUUAUUAGAUGAAUUUGCAAAUGUAUUUCCUAAUGAUCUACCUGAGGGGUUACUGCCACUCCAAGAUAUACAACACCAAAUUGAUCUUGUACCAGGUUCUAAUCUACCUAAUCGCCCACACUACCGCAUGAGCCCAAAAGAGCAUGAAGAACUUAGAAGACAAGUGGAGGGUUUGUUGUUAAAAGGGCACAUUAGAGAGAGUCUUAGUCCUUGUGCCAUGCCAGCCUUACUAACACCCAAAAAGGAUGGAUCAUGGCGAAUGUGCGUCGACAGUCGUGCCAUCAACAAAAUUACGGUCCGGUAUAGAUUCCCUAUUCCUCGAUUGGAUGAUUUGCUUGAUCAGUUGAGUGGUGCUACAGUGUUUUCUAAGUUGGAUCUAAAAAAUAGUGUUUUAUUUCUUGGUUAUGUGGUGUCCAAGGAUGGACUAUCAGUUGAUGAAUCAAAGGUUACUGCUGUUAAACAAUGGCCAAUACCAACCACAGUCCACGAGGUCUGCAAUUUCCAUGGGUUGGUGUCAUUCUAUCGGCGGUUUAUCCCUGACUUUAGCACCAUCAUGGCACCGAUUACAGAUUGCAUGAAGAUUGGAAUUGGAGUAGUUCUUAGUCAAAAUGGCAAACCAGUGGCCUACUUUAGUGAGAAGUUGAGUGGGUCAAAAUUGAAUUACAACACUUAUGAUUUGGAAUUUUAUGCAAUAAUUUGUGCUUUGAAGCAUUGGAGUUCUUAUUUGGCCUAUCGUGAGUUUGUCCUCUAUUCUGAUCAUGAUGCUUUGAAGCAUAUCAAUAGCCAAGACAAGCUCUCAUCUCGACAUGCAGUUUGGGCUGCUUAUAUUCAACAAUUUUCUUUUGUCAUCAAGCAUGAAUCCGGAGCGUUGAAUAGGGUGGCAGAUGCUCUUAGUUGA
Quercus robur (English oak) is the source of this 1638-nucleotide messenger RNA. RefSeq lists its product as uncharacterized. Lineage: Eukaryota; Viridiplantae; Streptophyta; Magnoliopsida; Fagales; Fagaceae. The record is from RefSeq and is a predicted model, not a curated record. Bases 1 to 1638 code for a protein of 545 amino acids. The transcript has 3 exons.